Messenger RNA from Cottoperca gobio, 1875 nucleotides. RefSeq names its product fetuin B (gene fetub). Gene Ontology annotation, molecular function: cysteine-type endopeptidase inhibitor activity. Gene Ontology annotation, biological process: negative regulation of endopeptidase activity. The record is from RefSeq and is a predicted model, not a curated record. The transcript is spliced from 7 exons. Gene Ontology annotation, cellular component: extracellular region. Bases 16 to 1542 code for a protein of 508 amino acids. NCBI's taxonomy places the organism in Eukaryota, Metazoa, Chordata, Actinopteri, Perciformes, Bovichtidae.
ACCCAGACCUUAACCAUGAAGCAGUGUGUGCUGUUGUCGUUGUUGUUGGCGUUGGAGUGCGUGCACAUCCAAGGUGCACCGGUGGAGCACGUUGGCAGGGAGCAAGGGUCGUGUGAAGACGCGCAGGCAAAGAUGGCUGCAAAAGUCGCUCUCACCGAUAUCAACCAGGACCGGAAGGAGGGCUACAUCUUCGCUCUGCACCGCCUGUCCAACGUGCACGUGACCCACCAUGAAGAGGUCGGCGAGGUUUUCUACCUGACUCUUGAUGUUGUGGAAACCAACUGCAGUGUUCUCAACAUGAAGGACACAAAGAACUGUGAGGCUCGUCCCACCCACGACACACCGGUGUAUGGACAGUGCAAAGUUGUCAUCUACAUCAGUAGGAUUCACAGGGUGGUGCGCCUCUACAAAUACGACUGCACUAUUACACCAGUUCCUUCAGCUAGGGUGUUUGAGAUGUGUCCUGACUGUCCCGGUCCUAUCGACGUGGACAACGCUGAGGUUCAGAAGGCUGUGUCUCUCUCACUGGAGAAGUUCAACAAUGAGAGCAAAUUGUCCAAACGCUUCGCUCUGCUCAAGAUCACCCGUGCUACAGCCGGGAUGGCCAUGUCGAUGUAUUACAAUGCAGAGUACACCAUCCAGGAGACCAGCUGCAACAGCUCAGCAGCAGCAGCUGAUAAGUGCCCCCUCAUGGACUGCGAGUUCACUCACAAGGGCUUCUGUAAGGCAUCCCUCUUCUACUCUCCCACUGGUGAUGCUGACACCAGCGUAGACUGUCAGAUCUUUGAGCCUGAGGCUGCUGAAAGAGAGAAGAAAACACACCUGCUGGGCGGAGAGACUGACCACAGCCACACAGACACACACGCACACAGCCACGACCAUGACGUCGCACACGCCACCGACGACGCGCACACACACGACCACGUGCACGACCAUACCAAGGGCCAUGUUCAUCACAGCAAUACCCAGCAGCACGAUAACAACAGCGACCACCAUCACACGCACGACCACGAGGCGGGCAGCAGCCACAGGCAUGCUCACGCCCACUCCCAUGACCACGGGCACGGGCACGAUCACGUGCACACUCAUCACAGCAAGGCACAUAACCACAGCGGCGACCUGCCCAACCAGCACCACGACUACAAGCAUGGCGACAGCGUGCACACCCACGAGCACGAUCACGAGGUCGCUCUGGAUCACGACCACAAGCACAGUCACCUGCACGAGCACGAGCACCACCACCAUCACCACGACCACGAGCAUGAGAAGUCAGCCCACAACCACCCAGAGGGCAUUGUGAGGAUGGUGCCUGCCAUGGGCCAGCCCAUUACCCUGCCUUCAUUCCCCGAUGUCCCCGCCGGUGGCCCUGAGGUGGGAGUCACCUUGCCUCUGAAGCCCGAUCCCCAGAUCCCCGGAAAGUCGGAACCCACCAUCGAGGGCUUCCCCACCGCAGUGUCAGCCCAGUGCACCCCUGCGCCUGAGGGAGUAACCCUGGUGGAGAAACUCUUCGCUGAGGACCCCAGGUUCAAGACAGCUGCUUAAGGUGGCCUGUUGAACUCACUUGGGAACUGAAUGCAUCUUAAAGAAAAACUUCACACAAAGACACAGACUGAAGAGAAGACAGGAAACAUUUAACACAUUUGCUUUUAACACACCUUGAUUGCAUCCUCAUUCUUAGGCAACAUGAUGGUUUAACAUAAGCACAUUACAUGUAACCUUCCCUGUCUCUCUUCAGUUCAACCAUGUUAUAAAAUAAAAAUACAUUAACAUUAAAAUACAAGUUUCUUCCAGUCAUUUUGGUGGUCAUAAUAGCGAUUAAACUGAACACUAACACUUAACGAAACUGUAGAAACUGACCACCAUUUUGCUGUUUGA